GCCUGCCGCUGCGCGUUCGGCGGGGGGGGAGUCGGAGGCGGAGAAGAAGGCGGUGGUGGCGGGUGGAGGAUCGAGCGCUGUUCUCGCUCCGGAGCCGCUGCACAGUUCGUCAUCCCGCAUAGAGCUGAUCCAUCUUACGCCACAGGCCUGCAGCCCCCCUCCCCCGAGAAACCUUCCGUUGCGGUCGCUCUCCUGGCUGUAUUUGCAAUUUCCCGAUUGUCACCGAGCCUCGGGCACGCAGACACCCAGUACAAACCAUAGCAAUCGUUCUUCUCCGAUAUUAGCACCAUUCCAUCAAUGCUUCUGCCAGUUGGCGAUGUCAGGUCAGAGCACUCCUGUGGUAAAUCCACCUUCAGUUUUGGCCUCCCUGAGAUGACCGCUUGUUAAUCAUUUUGCGCACAUUCAAAAUGGAAUCUUCUGCAGCUUAUUCAUUGUGUGAGUAAAAACUAAAUCACAUCCAUAAUUGCACUGAACUGGGCACACAAAAACUGCCAUAUAUGUCACAGUAUACUGAAAAAGAGCCAGCAGCAAUGGAUCAAGAAUCCAGCAAGGCUGCCUGGCCCAAACCAGCAGGAGGAUAUCAGACAAUCACAGGCAGGAGAUAUGGAAGAAGACAUGCAUAUGUCAGUUUUAAACCAUGUAUGACCAGGCAUGAAAGAAGUUUGGGUCGGGCUGGUGAUGACUAUGAAGUAUUGGAACUAGAUGAUGUGCCAAAGGAAAAUUCCUCAGGUUCCAGUCCAUCGGAUCAAGUUCAUUCUUCUUUAUCCAAUGACACUUUAUUUGACAAAAGUGAAACAGAAAUUCCCAUUUGUGAUUCAACAUUGAAUCAAGCCAUUGAGAGCAGUCCAUCCUUUGCUGCAGUACAUCAUAGCGAGGAGGGCAGGGAGACUCUAGGAGGCAGUACAGACCUUCAUAAUCACUCUGAGGGAGAAUAUACUACAGAAGCUUGCAGUGCUUCAAGCGUACAAAAUGGAAUUUCAUUGGUUCAGACUGACUCUUACAAUCCAGAUGGCACACACGGAGAGACCAAUGACCGUCUUCAGCUUUCUGCGGAAGUUGUGGCAGGUGGUGGGUAUGAGGAGGCAUUGGGCGGUACAGCAUUUGAGCUGGCGGACGGAGAGGUAGAGGCACGUACUGGUCUUCCACCACCAGUUCCCGCUUUUAGCUGUGAAAUAAGAGAUGAAUUUGAAGAAUUAGAUUCAGCGCCUUUAGUCAAAAGUUCUACUGGUGAUACUGAGUUUGUCAGUCAGAACAAUCAGGAAUUUCAGAGGUCCUCUUCUGAAGGUGAAGUUGUUAGAAAGAAGCAACAAAAUGAUACUAGCCAGGAGAAUCAGAGAGAAAAUGCAGCUGAAGAUGCAGUGUGUGCUCCCGGGCAUAUCUGCAGUGAACAAAAUACUAGUGGUAAGGACAAGAACCAGGGAAAUUUCCCUGAACAGGUAGUGAGGCCCAAAGUUAGAAAACUGAUAAGUUCAAGCCAGGUGGACCAAGAAACAGGUUUUAACAGGCAUGAGGCUAAACAGAGAAGUGUUCAGAGAUGGAGGGAGGCUUUGGAAGUUGAGGAAAAUGGCUCGGAUGACCUCUUAAUAAAAUGUGACGACUACGAUGGGGAACAUGACUGCAUGUUCUUGGAUCCACCUUACUCAAGAGUUACGCAUAGGGAAACAGAACAUAACCAAAUAACAGCGGAAAGUGGAGCCACAGCAGGAAGGCAAGAAGUGGUAGAGAACACCUUUUGGAAUGGCUGUGGCGAUUAUUACCAACUGUAUGACAAGGAUGAAGAUAGUUCAGAAUGCAGUGAUGGAGAAUGGUCUGCCUCUUUGCCUCAUCGGUUUUCUGGUACAGAGAAAGAUCAGUCGUCAAGUGAUGAAAGCUGGGAGACUUUGCCAGGGAAAGAUGAGAAUGAACCUGAACUACAGAGUGAUAGCAGUGGUCCUGAAGAAGAAAACCAAGAAUUGUCUCUACAAGAAGGGGAACAGACAUCCUUGGAAGAGGGCGAGAUUCCUUGGUUACAGUACAAUGAAGUUAAUGAAAGCAGCAGUGAUGAGGGAAAUGAGCCUGCCAAUGAAUUUGCACAGCCAGAAGCUUUCAUGCUGGAUGGUAACAAUAAUCUUGAGGAUGACUCCAGUGUAAGUGAAGACUUAGAUGUGGACUGGAGCCUGUUUGACGGCUUUGCAGAUGGACUAGGAGUUGCUGAAGCGAUUUCUUACGUGGAUCCUCAGUUCCUCACCUACAUGGCACUGGAAGAACGCUUAGCCCAGGCUAUGGAGACUGCACUGGCACAUUUAGAGUCUCUUGCAGUGGAUGUUGAGGUGGCCAAUCCACCAGCCAGUAAGGAGAGCAUUGAUGGUCUUCCAGAGACCCUUGUUCUUGAAGACCACACUGCGAUUGGUCAGGAGCAGUGCUGUCCAAUCUGUUGCAGUGAGUAUAUUAAGGAUGAUAUAGCAACAGAGCUUCCCUGUCACCAUUUCUUUCACAAACCUUGUGUCUCAAUUUGGCUACAGAAGUCGGGAACGUGCCCUGUGUGCCGCCGCCACUUCCCACCUGCUGUCAUCGAGGCAUCGGCAGCUCCAUCCUCGGAGCCUGACCAGGAGGCCCCCCCUUCUGGCGACAGCUCUGCGGAAGCCCCCUAAACCUUAACGCUUGAAUGAGAUCACUCUGUCAAAAUCAGUCUGCAAAUUCCUUCUCAAUCUGAUGUGCAAAUAAUUAUAUAUAAAUAAAUUUAAAAUGCUAUAUAUAGUCUAUGCCAUAGUUUAGAAAGAAGAAUAUUAACCUUUCUAAACUAAAUUUAGGUUCGCAGAAAGUACUAAACAUUUUCAAGCUGAAUGUUGAAGCACUGCAUCCAUUUUCUUUAGUUGAAUAUGUUGGUAUUAAUUGUAAAGCCAAGCUUACCAAUUAACUCUCUCCAGAAGAAAUAAUCAUAUAUGUGGCACAUAUUAUUGGUUUUGUCUGAAGUACUGCCACUGAGUGAUUAUAAUUAAGCUCUCCUAUUUGCAUCAAAUGUGAAGACUGAUCACAACAGUAGUAAAAUUUGGUUUCAUUGGAAAUAAAAAGAAUUCUAAAACAUGCUUUUUUUCAUUGGUCACUUUGCUUUUGCUACAUCAGAACCUCUUGGUUCAUAAUACUGAGUGUUUUUUUUUUGUUUUUUUUAGGAAGGUGUCUACUCUUCCAUCUUUCCUUAAAAUUAGGACUUAAAAUUAGACUGCCAAACAAAGGCCAGAAUUUUGGCUUAAACAUCACAAAAUUUUAAAAUCUUAAAUGUAAUCCCCUUGGAAUGGUUAGAUAGUAAAAUAAUUUUUUUUUCUUUUUCUAAAUGGUGGAUGUGCUUAAAGUAAGGUUAGCAAAAAGCAUGAAUGUUUUACUAUGGUUGGUGCUUGAGGUAAGGUUAGUAAAGCUUCUGAACAAUCUAGUAUGCUCAGUGUUUAGUAUGAUGAGACGAAUUAGAUGGCCUUAUGAAAUCCUUUCUACUGGUUACAGUAUACUUGAGAACAUUCAUGGCACAUUUGUUAAAUAAAUACUGUUUUUUUAAUUUAUAAAUUUAUAAAUAAGUAUAUUUAUAAAUUUAUAAAAGAUACAGUUUGUUUAAAGUAAUUUUGGUUCUGAAAUAUUUUAGAAAGUUUGAAAACGUGCAUCAAAGUGUUUAAACAUUCAUUCUGUUGUAUCCCAAGAGGAAAUCUGAUCCUUAAAAAACCAGAAGUUUAAUGGUACCAACUUUUAUAAAGUAUAACAUUGAUGGGGUAUAGGACAGAUUUAGCCGCAUCUUUUUACAACAUAUCUAAAGCUUACUGUGUUAUAAUUUAUUCCUUUAAAGUAUUUCUGAACAAGGAUUAGUCAUAGUACAUUUUCAGCAUUUGUUUCAUUACACUAAUUUAUUUUGAUAAAAUUAUUCACCUGGAAAUAAAUAAUAAAAAUGGGUUGUUUUGAAUUAAACCAAAUUAAGCCCUGGGUGAAAAGGGAGUAAAUUAUAUGAUCAUCUAGUGACUAUGAGCAGAACUGAACAUGUAACACGGUUCCUUUCUUGUUUUACCUUUCUCUAAAGGAGAAAAGAUGACCCUGACCCCCGAUUUGCCCUCUAAAAGAGUUCUGUUCAGAUUCUUCUAUAAUAGUGAGGAAAUGAGCUUUCCUUAGUUGUUUUUAGGGGAACUUUGGCCCUCAGGGUCAUCCAUAAUUAUAUAACCCCAAAAUAAGAUUGCACAGCUUUUCAUUUAGGUGAUCACACCCAGUAGGCAAAUAUGUACAAAUGGACAUAAUAUUUAACUUACAGAUGUGAUUUGCUGUCAGCACCAGAGAAUGAUAGGUGUUAGAAUAAUACCACAUUUGAGCAAGUAAAAUUGUAAAGCACGUAGUGAGUGUACAUCCAUCUGAGUAGUACAUUGAUAAUUUAGUUUGGACACGUAAAAGGAGUAUUUAUAUGGCUUCCCAAAUGCAAAAUUACAUUUUAUUUGUGUAAUUUCUCUGAGUAUUUAUAUUCCAUCUCUUUUCUCCAUUCUUAAAUGAAUUUUCACUGUUGGCACAUUUGAGGCUUAAAUAUAAGGAACAUAACACUUGCAUUCUAAUUUUUGCAUAUAUUGUAAAUGUGUGUCUGGUAUUUACAGCAAAAUACUGUGUAUCCUUUUAUGGGUAAAACAAAACUGAACAUUGCAUGCAUGUAAUGUGGUGACUUUGUAAUUUAGGGGUUCUUUGGGGCUUCUGUGACUUUGGAAAUGCUUACAUUCAGGCCUUAAUGUUGCAUUAGCUAGCAUGUUUUCCUUCUGAUGUAUAUAGUCACUGUUGUAUAAACUAAUCUUUGCUUGUUUUCUACUCUGUGAUCUUUCCAUACCAUAUUUCAUUGAUGAUCAGUUAGUGUCAAGGAGUCAAAUCAGAUUAAAAUUAAUUCUCAUGUGUAUAUUGUGGAACUUUGUGGCUAGUGUGAUUUUUUUUUUCUUUUCCUUUUCUUGUUUCUUUUUUGUUGUUGUUUGUUUCCUUUAAUACUGAUCGGUUAUGAUGCUUACUGGUUAAACUGACAUUGCUACAGAUUGCUCUGUAGUAAGCCACAAAUUAUAUUUAGGCAGUAUUAAGGGACGUCAGUUUUCUUCUCCUAGUAGCAGCUGUCCCAAAGAAAAUAUUUCUUCUUUGCCUGUUAAGAUUUAGCUAUUAUCUGCCAGUUGUUAAGAGGUUUGGCUUCCAAACUCAACCAGUAGUGUUGAGAGCUGAACUUAAGAUAGCGGUUGUACUUUUUGCUCUCCAUCUGUUUCUCUCCUUCAUUCUUGGCUCCCUACUAUCUAUAAACAGCUGCUAUGAAGGAGAAAAGUUGAAAAAGAGUUGGCUUAAAAAAAAUUUUUUUAAGAAAAUUCAGAUUUUAGGAUUUUCAUUGUAACAAGUUGAUACAAGCAGAGGCGGAAAAGUUCAGAUGCCAAAAUAUUGUUUGAUCCUCUGAAAUACUGUUUAGAUUCUUUUGGAAAAGUUAAGAAUAUAUGAAGGUAAAUUAGGAAUAAGUAUAAAUAUUGAUAAAAAUAUUGUUUCUCUUAUUCUCUAUGUUAAGUGACUUGACCUAAUUUUAUUUUUUUUAAACAUUUUCUUCUUCCUUGUAAUAUGAAUGCUGAUAUUUAAAGGUAGAUCCAUGUGGUUUUCUAUUGUGUUUCUUAAUUGUUUAUCUCUGAGCUAACUAACUCUUAAGAUUAUUUGUGAUUUGGAUUUAUAUAUAAGCUGUUAAAUAUAUAUGAACUGUUAAAAUGGAAUGCAAGUUUUCAAAAGCCCAGGUCUAAAUGUAAUGAUUGGUUUAUUGUUCAACAACCCCAGUCCAUCAUUUUCCGUGUAAAUCAUAAACAAUAAACAGGAUGUACUCAGUG
This is a messenger RNA of Ailuropoda melanoleuca (giant panda), 5825 nucleotides long. RefSeq names its product praja ring finger ubiquitin ligase 2 (gene PJA2). The coding region runs from base 498 to 2630 and encodes 710 amino acids. The transcript is spliced from 11 exons. Lineage: Eukaryota; Metazoa; Chordata; Mammalia; Carnivora; Ursidae. The record is from RefSeq and is a predicted model, not a curated record.